AUGAGCUCAAUCGGAAUCACGCAUACUCACCAAAUGGAUGGCCGAAAAGUCGUUGUCGCGAACAAAUGGGCUUUUUGCUAUCACGGCCACGAGUAUUGCAGGACGUGCGUACUGGAUUCGCGCGCAUUCAAUGAUGGCACCCCCGACAAGGUUCCCGACGCCGACUACCGCAAAGCAUUAUCAAUUGCAGGCAGCUUCUCCAUUUGCAUGGAUAAACAGCGUAGUGGCGGUAACACCAUCAAGUUCUUGGCCUCCUGCAAGGACCACAAUACCCCUAAUUGCCCCAAGUGCUUCAACUGGGAGAAGCUCGUGAAGGCCAACGCUAAGAAGCGCGACUCCGGGAAGGUCGGGGAUCCUGAUCGCCUACUUCAUCUGCUGCGCGUAUCGGGCGUUGAGUUCCCGGAGUUCGAGAAGCUUAUCACGCCAGCUCUUGAGAAGAAACUCGUGUUAACAUUGGACUACUUGCAGCACUUCGUGCUCUUCACGGAUAUGAUACCGCUCGCCCCUGCUGAUCUACCGCUGUGGACUGGCAGGGAUGAUGUUCAUGAAGCUGUCUCUGGGGAGACCGACAUGAUGUCUAUGGCCCUGGAGGCACUCUUGACGAAACGCCCAACCGAUGAGAACACAGUCAUUGGGCAGAUACAUAAGAUGGUCUUUACCAUAGCAGAUCGAUACACUUCUGGCGCGGACACGUUCAUCUUACAUGACACUGAUCAACAAGCCGCCAUAGGUUUACGGGUUUUGGGUGUUUACAACCUUAAAGUGGCCGUACCGCUCGUCUCUGUGAUCUUCAGAGACGUCAAUGGGCCUGCCGUCGCCGUUCUGAGAAGCCUUCUUCAAUCUAAUGCAAAGAGGAAAACGGUUGUGGAUGUCGAGUGCAGUCUGGAUCACCAACUGUUGAUCCGCCGUCUUCUAUUCCGCAACUCCGCUAGAUUAGCGCCUGAGUACUGGCCUGUUCAGCAUAGAACAGACAAGGACUUCACCCUGAGCUUCCUUCUCCCUCUCUCACCUCUGCAUUCACUACAACUGGGCAUGAUUGCACACAAUGCCGGCUGCAUCGUAUGCGGCAAGUUACAAACCACACGUUGCUCCGCUUGCCUCUCGGAGAGGUAUUGCAGCCCUGACUGCCAGAAAGAGCAUUGGAAGGAUCACAAAGCUGUUUGUCAAUCUGUCCGCGACGGUAGAUGGAUGACCUUCCAUUUGUGUGACACCGAGACCUGGAAUGGAGAAGAGUACUACCCUCAGUCAAUUGACAUGAACACGACUCUACUAAACCAUAAACGGCGCCUCGAUCGUGUGCUGCGUGGCGAGCCGCCGAAGAACGUCCAUGGCGACAAAGUCUUUCUCAUCCACGUUGACGGCGGGCUCAACGGGUCGAGGGUGAAGGUACACGAUCGCACUAGGUCCAUCCAGUCCAGCCUUCUUGAGCAGGACGACGGGGCAAACUUCAGGGAGUUGCUGCCGCGACCAACGAACGAUCUGUAUGUUGUGGAUUCAAGUCGUACCUAUCGAUGGGCGAGACGGACGGGAGACUGGGAGUUGAGCAUAUGCCUCGAUCGCAAGCCGACCGAGAACACGAUGUGGUAG
This is a messenger RNA of Peniophora sp. CBMAI 1063, 1587 nucleotides long. The record is from the annotation of a GenBank genome assembly. NCBI's taxonomy places the organism in Eukaryota, Fungi, Basidiomycota, Agaricomycetes, Russulales, Peniophoraceae.